Messenger RNA from Salvia hispanica, 1544 nucleotides. Its product is annotated as rho GTPase-activating protein 5-like. The record is from RefSeq and is a predicted model, not a curated record. Gene Ontology annotation, biological process: signal transduction. Gene Ontology annotation, molecular function: GTPase activator activity. NCBI's taxonomy places the organism in Eukaryota, Viridiplantae, Streptophyta, Magnoliopsida, Lamiales, Lamiaceae.
CAUUGCAUUUCAUCUUCAUCUUCUUCAUCUUCUUCUCUAUUCUCUCUGAAUUGUAGUACUACUACUAUAAAUUUAUUCCUCGGCAAAAAUGGCCCGCCGCUUCCGAUCCAAGUCCUGCUCUCCCAGCUCACCGCCGCCGCCUCUCUACGAAAGCGACGCGGAGGAAGACGACGACGGCUAUUUCGCUGAUUUCAACACUGACGACGACGACGACGGCGGAUUUUCCGAGAAUCCGGCAUCCACGCCUUUUUUGAGCCCAGGCGGAAAUGGUGAAAAUCAGCCGCAGCUUUCUGUGCUGGGGGUGGUGGCGGCGGCGCUGAGGAAGUCUCUCGUCACGUGCUCCGUCGACGCCGACGACGUUGCGUCUGACGUGGAUAUCGGCUGGCCUACCGACGUACGCCACGUGGCACACGUCACCUUUGACCGAUUUGAUGGCUUCCUGGGCUUACCACUCGAGUUCCAGCCCGAAAUCCCUCCUAAACCCCCCAGCGCCAGUUGGUUGACAGAAUAUAUGAUGAUGUUGGACAGUGCUAGUGUAUUUGGAGUUUCAGCAGAGUCAAUGCAGUGUAGCUUUGAUCAAAGAGGAAACAGCAUACCAACAAUUCUUCUCAUGAUGCAGAGCAUGCUGUAUGAACAAGGAGGCCUUCAAGCAGAAGGAAUUUUCAGAAUCAAUGCUGAGAAUAGUCAAGAAGAGAGUGUUAGGAAGCAGCUGAACAAAGGAGUUGUGCCACAUGGAAUUGAUGUCCACUGCUUAUCUGGUUUGAUAAAGGCUUGGUUUAGAGAACUUCCUUCAGGAGUGCUUGACUGUUUGAAAGCAGAAGAUGUGAUGCAUUGCAACACAGAGGAAGAGUGCAGCGAGCUCGUAAAGCAGCUUCCUCCUACUGAAGGCGCCCUGCUCGACUGGGCCAUCAAUCUGAUGGCCGACGUGGUGCAGCACCACCAACGUAACAAGAUGAACGCAAGGAACAUUGCUAUGGUUUUUGCACCAAACAUGACUCAGAUGGCUGAUCCUCUGACUGCACUCGUCCACGCUGUCCAAGUCAUGAACUUUCUCAAGACCCUCAUAGAGAAAACACUUGCUGAGAGACAAGAAUGUGAUCAGCAGCGUGCUGCUGCAGUUGUUGUUGAUGAAUCUCGCAGAUGCAGUAAUGCAGUUGCGAGUAGUAGUACUGAGGCGGCCACCACCACGCGCAAAAGGAGAACCUUAGGGCAUGGUUUCAAAGAUGAAUACGAAGCAGACGACGGAAUUCUCCAUCGCCUUAGUCUGCGGAGAGGCAUGCAAAAGCUAUAUCGCCAUCCAGUGUUCCACUUGACCAGGACACAACCUAAGAAGCUAUAUAAUUCUAGUUAAUCUUGUUUUCAUGCUUUAACUAGCUAGUUUUUCUUCUUCCACAUAACUAGACAGGCUUUAGACAGCUUGGUUUGGAGCUAUGAUUCUUAGUUGUUUGGCUUGCACUUGGAAAUUAGGAUUUUCUAUUUGUCUAAGUCUAUUGUUCCAUUUUUAUCUUAUUUAUUCUAACAAGACACAAACAAUUCGAUCUUUA